Molecule: messenger RNA, 1968 nt
Organism: Spinacia oleracea (spinach)
Lineage: Eukaryota; Viridiplantae; Streptophyta; Magnoliopsida; Caryophyllales; Amaranthaceae
Exons: 3
Coding region: 1-1968 (655 amino acids)
Source: RefSeq, a predicted model, not a curated record
AUGAGUUUGCUGCUGGAAAUGAAGAAUCAAAUGAGGGAUUCUAGUUCUGAAAACAACAAGUAUACAGAAACUCCAAGGGAUGGUAAUGCUUCUAAAACUCUGGGGUACAACCCUAAGAUAUCUUUUCCUAAGUUUGAUGGCACUAAUAGUAGAGUAUGGAUCAAGAAAUGUAGCAGAUAUUUUAGUCUCUGCAAUGUUAGUGAUGACCAUAAAGUAGAUUUGGCUUCACUAAAUAUGGUUGACAAGGCUAAAAAAUGGGUGACAAGCUAUUUGUCAGUUAAAAGAAAUGUCGAUUGGGGUGAGUUUUGUCUAGAUUUGUCUUCUAGGUGUAAAGAUAGCAGGGGUACUAAUACUGUAGAACAGUUCAAUAAGUUGCAGGAAACUGACUCUAUAGAAACAUACCUUGACAACUUUGAACACUUGAAACCAGAUGUUCUAAAUACUCACCAUGGGUUACCUGAAGAAUUUGUGUUGGAAAGUUUUAUUUGGGGUUUAAAUCCUACUGUUAAACCUUUUGUCAAAUAUUUUAGGCCCAAUACAAUUGCUGAAGCAGUAGAAUUUGCUAGACUACAGGAGGAACAACUUGCAGUAGUCUCACAGAAAACCCAUACAGCCAAACCAUUUCACUAUUCUCAAAAAGCUAUCCAAGCCAUACCUCUGAACUCAAACAAACCUGCAAACACUAGCCUACCUGCAUUAUUACCUACUCCAAACACAAAACCCACUCAAAUGACCAAAUUCAACCCAAGAUAUGCCAAAAACUUUAGGCAUAUUCCAGCAGAUGUGAGAGCUGAAAAAAUUGCUAAGGGCCUGUGCUAUUACUGUGAUGCACCAUAUGAUAGAACACACAAAUGUCAAUUCAAGGAACCACAUUUGUUCACUAUUGAAAUAUCUAGUAGUAAUGAAGAUAAAGGGUCAGAAGCUAGUGAGGAUGAUGAGGAUGAUGAGUUGGAUAGCACUGGGGUAGCCAAACCAAUCCUAUCCCUUAAUGCAUUAUCUGGUAACCAGAAUUUCCAAACAAUGAGAGUAAAAGGCAUGAGAAACAACAAAUUAUUUCAUGUUCUGGUUGAUUCUAGAAGUACUCACAACUUCUUGGAUUUGGAGUUAGCCAAGAAAAUGGGGUGUGUGAUUGAAUCUAUACCCUCAAAACAUGGUAAAUCCUUUACAGCUGAUAUGAUGUUGAUUUCUUUGGGGGGCUGUGAUAUGGUUCUUGGGGUUCAAUGGCUAGCAACAUUGGGACCUAUUUGUUGGGACUUUAAAGCUCUGCUGAUGGAAUUUAACUUAGAUGGUUGUCAGUUUAUCUUACAAGGUAUGCACCCACAAAAGGUGAAGGUGGUGGAAGGUGCUCCUUCAAAUAUAAGUGAAUUAGAAGCUUUAAAAGAGCAAUAUAAGGAUAUAUUUGCUGACCCUGAAGAGUUACCACCUCACAGGGGGGUAUUUGAUCAUACCAUUCCUUUAGAACCUAAUGCUAGACCUGUAAACAUUAGGCCUUACAGAUAUCUUUUAAAGAAAAGAGAUGUAAUUGAACAAUUAGUUCAAGAUAUGCUGGAAAGGGGUGUUAUACAGAACAGUUCAAGUCCAUUUGUAUCUCCCGUGGUCUUGGUAGGAAAGAAGGAUGGUACUUGUAGACUAUGUGUUGAUUAUAGGGAACUAAACAACAGAACCAUAAAAAACAAGUUUCCUAUUCCUGUUAUUGAUGAGUUAAUUGAUGAACUAGCAUGUGCUUCAGUGUUCACUAAGUUGGAUUUGAGAGCUGGCUAUCACCAACUUAGAGUUCAUGAAAGAGAUGUCUAUAAAACCGCUUUCAAAACACACUCAGGCCACUUUGAGUUCUUAGUUAUGCCAUUUGGCUUAACCAAUGCACCUGCCUCCUUUCAGAGUUGGAUGUACAGUGUGUUUAAGCCUUUACUGAGAAAAUGUGUUUUAGUUUUCUUUGAUGAUAUAUUGGUUUACAGCAAAUCCAAAUAG